Python bivittatus (Burmese python) is the source of this 1459-nucleotide messenger RNA. It is a transcript of the gene RFXANK, whose product is annotated as regulatory factor X associated ankyrin containing protein. Gene Ontology annotation, biological process: positive regulation of transcription by RNA polymerase II. Gene Ontology annotation, molecular function: protein binding. The record is from RefSeq and is a predicted model, not a curated record. Lineage: Eukaryota; Metazoa; Chordata; Lepidosauria; Squamata; Pythonidae. Gene Ontology annotation, cellular component: nucleus.
CAACCCACCAGGUGCUUUUUAAAAAUAACCAGAGCUUCAAAUGCAUUGUGGGAAGAGAAAGUUACUUUCACUUUGCAUCAAAGGGCAGCAGAGGAGCGAAUGCAAUUCAGGACUGUUGGCUAUCAUUAUUUCCCAUCCUGGCUGGGAUUGAGGACGAUCAUAGUUUGAUCGUUGGGUAUCCAUCCUUCCAAAACCGGGUUAAUGAAGUAUCAAGAAGAGUGGGAGUGUCCACAAGCCUGCAGACACAGUAACAGCGUUGCAGUACUAAAAUGAUCCAAGCCACCACUCAGAGGGAUCCUGAAGUUUCUGCUGGCGACAGGAAAGACGACGAUGAUGACACAAUAAUAAACCUGCAAUUAUAUCCAUAUUCAGAAGUUGGUGAUGAUUUAAAUGAUGGAGGGAUCCUGAAGCAUUCCACCACCCUGACAAACCGUCAACGUGGCAAUGAAGUGUCUGCCUUGCCAGCUACUUUGGAUACUCUGUCUAUUCACCAACUUGCAGCUCAAGGUGAACUGAUCUUGUUAAAGGAGAGCCUCCGAAGAGGUGAGAACCUGCUGAACAAGCCAGACGAGCGAGGAUUCACCCCUCUGAUGUGGGCCUCGGCUUUUGGAGAGAUUGAAACCGUCCGCAACAUGCUGGAAUGGGGUGCAGAUCCCCACGCCCUGGCGAAGGAGCGGGAGAGUGCCUUGUCCCUCGCAAGCACAGGAGGAUACACAGGCAUUGUCACCUUGCUGUUGGAGAAGGACGUGGACAUCAACACCUACGAUUGGAAUGGUGGAACUCCACUUCUUUAUGCUGUGCGGGGCAAUCACGUGAAGUGUGUUGAGGCCUUGCUAGCCCGGGGUGCCGACCUUACCACUGAAGCUGAUUCUGGCUAUACUCCAAUGGACCUUGCGGUGGCUUUGGGGCACAAAAAAGUCCAACAAGUGAUUGAAAAGCACAUUCUCAAGUUAUUCCGGAACAAGGAAAGAGAUGAAAAGCACCUUGGGUCAGAGUGAUGAGCAUCUCAGUUUUCUCUCCUCAAUCAAGGAAAUGGACGGAAGGGUCUUUCAGACAGACCCGUUCUGUGGGAACCUGCAGAGAUGGUACACAACUGGGCCUUUGAAGACAACAGGGUACCGAGAGGAGCACCUGAGUUUUUCCAAAAGAAACUCAGCCUUUUGAACAGUGGGUUACUGGGGCGUCCCAAUGCCAAACUUACUACUUCUUCUCAAGGAAUUGCUAAUUUACCUCUCCUGGAGCUUUAUGGAAAUUUCUCCUGUAUGCCAAGCCACAAAUGGAAGAAAAAAGGAAACUGUUACCUAGCAGAACUUCCUUCAAGUUAUACAAAAAUCUUACUUAGAUGUACCUGUGUGCAGGAGAGAGGAAAAUGUGGGAUUCUAGUAUGAUAUGCCUCAACUACUUAGGACAGUAUUACUCAACCUUGGCAACUGUAAGAUGUAUGGACUUCAACUCCCAG